CACUGCGAUCAUCGAAGCAAAACGUCACGUGCGUGACAGGGUAAAGCGGUCAAAUUCCAAGUUGCCUGACAAUACAAAUCGGCUAGUCGAUGUUCAUGUAUGUCAUCGAUAUCUUUCUCUGAAUUCACAGGCUUAGAGGCUGUGGUUCAUUUUGCUGCAAGCCAGAAACCAUGGCAACAGGUGAUGUGAGCAACAACCAGAACCGGCCAAUCACCAAGGUGGAUGUGGUGGUGAUUGGCGCAGGGAUUUCUGGCCUGGCCACGGCCAAGUGUCUGAGAGAGGCCGGAUUCAAGGUCACAGUUCUGGAGAGGACAGGUGAAGUGGGCGGGUUGUGGACAUUCCGUGAGAACGACUACGGAGUGAUGCGGUUCACGCACAUAAAUGUUUCCAAGCACAACUACUGUUUCUCGGAUUUCCCCUUUCCGGAGCACGCACCUGACUACCCUCACCAUAGUGACAUGGCUCAGUACAUCCGGGAUUACACCAGCCAUUUCAAGAUCAGUGAACUCAUUCAGUUCCAAACCAAAGUUAUCGACCUAGAAAAGAAAGAUUCGGGCUGGCAGAUUACAGCUGUGAAAGUGGACGAAACAGGGGAACGUGUAACUCCAAAGGGAGAGGAGGAAAUCUACCAGGCUAAAUUUGUCGCUAUAGCAACAGGACAUCAUGCCAUACCUAGGUACCCUAAGUUCCCUGGAGAAAACACAUUCAAAGGGGAGAUAAUCCAUAGUGUCAAAUUCAAGGAUGCCAUUACUAACGGGAUGGUUGGUAAACGUGUCCUGGUGGUUGGGAUUGGGAACAGCGCAGUGGAUGCCGCAUGCAAUGCUGUGUCUGAGGGCAGGUGUAAAUCUGUGUAUAUCAGCACCAGGUCAGGGGCUUGGGUUGUCCCUAACUACGUGUUUGGAUGUCCCACAGAUCACUACGCUUGCCGAUUUUUUCUGGCAUUGCCCUGGAAACUGGGUUCAUUUAUUUUUGAAAGUAUCAUAAGAUUACUUAACGGAGACCCGAAAAAAUGGAAGUUAAACCCCAAAAUGAGAUUGCUGCAGACCCAGCCCACUGUCAGCCCCACCCUGAUACACCACAUACAGAGACACCAGAUAAGGGUUGUGCCCAAUAUCGUGAAAAUAGAUGGUCAGUCUGUUCAGUUUGUGGAUGGGCAGACAGCAGAAUUUGACCACAUCAUCUACUGUACAGGAUACAAGAUUUGUCUCCCCUACCUGAACGAAGAGCUCCACAAGACAGUGAUUGAUACAGAAACCAACCAGAUUAAGUUGUACAAAAACAUGUUUAGCCCAGCUAUUGGGUCAUCACUGGCGUUUAUCGGCUUUGUUCAGCCAGCGUCAGGUGGAGUGCUGACGAUGUCGGAGAUGCAGGCAAUGUGGUUUGCUGAGCUGUGCCGGGGUAAAGUCAGACUGCCCAAUCAGAUAACCAUGACUGAGGAUAUGAAAAAGGAAGAGGAGUGGUCAGCAGAGAGGUAUUACCAUUCUGCCCGCCACACCAUCCAGAAAGAUCCCAUUGUGUACAAUGACGACAUUGCUCAGAUGAUAGGGGCCAAGCCAGAAGUGUGGAAACACCCUGCCUUGGCUUUGAACUUGCUGUUUGGAUCCUGUGGGGCAGCACAGUGGAGGUUACAGGGUCCGUUCAAAUGGAGUCGAGCCGCCGAGGUGGUCAGAAAUGUACCAGUCACUCCCAUGAUGCACUACAUCAGCAUGCUGCUUGUGGUCUUCCUGCUCAUGGCUUUAUAUAUGAUGUUAAAAGUAGUGUGUAAAAUAUUUUGCUAGUAAGUGUAACAUAAAAGGUGUACUUAACCACAAACUCGUUGAAAACAGUGCUUGUCUUUGGUGCAUGUACACAAAGUUUUUUCAGGCCCCAGAAUCAUGAAGCUGUCUUAGACUUAACCUCAAAACUUUUUACUCCACUAUAACGUUGAAUUAUCAUAGAAAUUUUCAUUUCAUCUAUUAAAGAUAUCAUAGACUUGGAUAACAAAUUUUAAAAAUUAGCAUUUAAAUUCAAAUCUAAGUUCAGAAAUAAUUCUGCAAGUACAGACUGGCUGAGAAGCUCCAUGACCCUGGGGCUAGGGCAUUAAAGGAAAUAUAUUAACAUGGUAGAAAAUUCGAUCAAAGGUAAGAGUACCACAUGGAUUUAUUGGUGAAACUGUUAUUGCGGUUUUGCUGAGGUCAAUAAGUCAAAAUGUGUAAUUCAGGUGAUACGUGGCCAUGACAGUGUGAAAAUGUGACAGAAACAUGUGUGAAACAUCCUUUAAACAUCUGGAAAUUAAGAGAGAAUAACCAGAGCUGAAAAGUAGGGAACUAAAGUUUAGGUAUUUAAUAUUUGAAAUUUACUGCUGAUUUAAACGGUCAGAGUAUCCAAAGUAGAGGUCUACGGGUACAACUGCAGACAGCUUUCUACAGCUAUCCAAAGUAGAGGGCUACUGGGACAGCUUUCUACAGCUAUCCAAAGUAGAGGGCUAUGGGACAGCUGCAGAGAGCUUUCUACAGCUAUCCAAAGUAGAGGGCUACUGGGACAGCUGCAGACAGCUUUCUACAGCUAUCCAAAGUAGAGGGCUACUGGGACAGCUGCAGAGAGCUUUCUACAGCUAUCCAAAGUAGAGGGCUACGGGGACAGCUGCAGACAGCUUUCUACACCUAUCCAAAG
Messenger RNA from Liolophura sinensis, 2652 nucleotides. Its product is annotated as flavin-containing monooxygenase 5-like. The record is from RefSeq and is a predicted model, not a curated record. NCBI's taxonomy places the organism in Eukaryota, Metazoa, Mollusca, Polyplacophora, Chitonida, Chitonidae. Gene Ontology annotation, molecular function: N,N-dimethylaniline monooxygenase activity; flavin adenine dinucleotide binding; NADP binding.